Messenger RNA from Erigeron canadensis, 1311 nucleotides. Its product is annotated as NAC domain-containing protein 2-like. Gene Ontology annotation, molecular function: DNA binding. The coding region runs from base 1 to 1311 and encodes 436 amino acids. Gene Ontology annotation, biological process: regulation of DNA-templated transcription. The transcript is spliced from 3 exons. Lineage: Eukaryota; Viridiplantae; Streptophyta; Magnoliopsida; Asterales; Asteraceae. The record is from RefSeq and is a predicted model, not a curated record.
AUGGAGGGAGUACAACAACAACAACAAUUUGUUAACAAGAAUUACCACGAUUAUGAAGAUGGUCUUGCCCCUGGGUAUCGCUUUUGUCCAACCGAUGCAGAACUUAUCGUCUGCUACUUGAAAGCAAAGAUCGAGAAAGAUGUGUAUCCCCCUUGCCGCAUACAUGAAGUCAAUAUCUAUAACUACAAUCCCGAUGAUCUUGCAAAUGAAUACCGAUCGUGUGAUAACAAGUGGUACUUCUUGACCCCGAGAGAACGACAGUGCCCAAAGGGGAGUCGGCCGAAUAGAAAGGUGGGCAACUUUGGGAAAUGGAAGGCAGCACAGAAAGACGCGGCAGUGUUGGAUGUGAAGGGCCAAGAAGUUGGAAGGAAAAGAAGUUUGAACUUCAUGGAUGAAAAUGGGAUCAAGACGUCAUGGCUAAUGCAAGAGUAUACCACCACCCAUCCUAAUCUCCCCAUUGGAACCGGACCACAAACCAUGUUGAGCAAUUGGGUGCUGUGCAAAAUUUAUAAGCUGAAGGAAGAAAAGAACGGAACUACUGGAAACGUUAAUCAGGCGAAACAACAACAAUUUGUAGGCAAGAGAAAGAAUAAUGAUCAAGAAAAUCAGGGAAGUGUGCGCGAUGAACAAAACCAACAACUACACAAUAUUCUUAAAGAUGAACCGUCACCCAAACGAACAAGACUAGCAUCAGACGUCGACUACAACCAACAGCAGCAGAGUACUGACCCUACUUCACAGCAAUAUUAUUACAAUCAUGAGAGCAUGUUAACUACUACAGCCGAUGGUUAUCAUUGUCAACAAAAUCAGAAGCAGAUGUCAUCAAUAUUCAUGAACGCAUCAACAAAUUAUAACACUAGUGCUUCAACUUCUUCUACUACUCCAAAUGAUGAUCAUCAACAAACACCUUCUAGCAUGAUAGUUACUAGUACUCCAAACGAUGAUCAUGAGAGCAUGUUAACGGCGGAUGGUUAUCAUCAUUAUCAACAAAAUCAAGUGAAGCAAAUGUCAUCAUCAAUUACCGCAUCAACUUAUAACGCUACUGCUUCAACUUCUACUACUACUCCAAACGAUGAUCAUCAACAAACGACACCUUCUAGCAUGAUAGUUACUACUACUACUACUACUACGCCUCCAUCGUCAUGUCCGCCCCUCCCAGUAGACAUGUUUUUGGAUGAUGAUGAUUUUGAUUGGGUGGCUGCUAUCGAUUCUUGCGAUGUUCUUGAUGAUAUAUAUAUUCCAGCUGAUGAUCAUCUUUUCCAACCCGACGACGAGUUUGGCCGGUAUCUUCUUGAAGAACUCGUGUUCUGA